Molecule: messenger RNA, 2203 nt
Organism: Cutaneotrichosporon oleaginosum
Lineage: Eukaryota; Fungi; Basidiomycota; Tremellomycetes; Trichosporonales; Trichosporonaceae
Molecular function (GO): protein binding
Source: RefSeq, a predicted model, not a curated record
UCCCUCCCUUCCAUGUUGGUCCUCGCACCCCGUUCCCCGACACGACGAAACGCAGCCUGUUGAUUGAAGAGGUAGCAGUGUAAAAGGUGGCAGCCGUUGCAUCAGCACUGCUGGAGUAGACUAAGACUGGUGUGCAGACGUGGCGGUGCUGUGGGGGGAAAUUGAUUACGUAAGGCUCCACGUCCAUCACUUCCAUAUCACUCGACUUGCAUUCAACUCCUCUCCAUCCACCAUGAACCCCGACCCACUGGAACACGGCGUGCGCGCCGCAUCUCCUCCUCUGCCGUCUCCGCGGCCCGUGGAUCCCACCGACGGAAUGCGGCAGCGGCACUCGUUGCAUUCUGCCCGGGCAGACACGCUCCGCAUCCACAUCCAGACGCCUUAUGCCGACCUGGGACAGCACAGCCACGCGUGGGAUGCCCCACGCGGCAUGACUGUCGCCGAGGCCAAGGACGCUAUUGCCUCGGGACUGGCGGGGCACGGACGGUGGGAGCGCGAGGGCCUGCGCCUCGUGUGGCGCGGUCGAAUUCUACGCGACGACGAUGCCCUCGGGGCUGUGCUCACCGACGCGGCGCCGACGAUUCACCUCGUUGCGCGCCCUAUUGCAGCGUCCCUCCCUCAGCCACCAACCCGCAUCGCGCUGCCCGUUUCUGUGCCCCAGUUGCCGAGCUCGGCACCGGUUCAAACCGCCGCGUCAUCGACUUCGUCGUCCCCCGACGCAACCGCCCUUGCCGAAAGCGUGCACUAUCUGUUAUUCGCGGCCCGCGAGCACCUCUGCUCGCUCAUUGGCGCGCCUGUGCUUGCUUGGGACAAGACAUACCCCGCCCCCACUGUGUCGCGCGACAUCGCAAAGGCGGCGGUCAUUUCCGUCAUCCGCCCACAUGCCGAGUCUGGCGGUUGGGUUGGUUGGGAGGCCGCAUUUGCCGCCGAUGCUAGUGACUGGUCCGCGCUCGAACACCUCUGGAAGAUGCUCGGCCGGAGCAGCGUAACUGCAGAGAUCCGCACGCUGUGGAAGACCGGUACGGGGCGCGAGUUUGCCCCUUCAGGCGAGAUCGCCGACGUCGAGCUCGACCACUCGACCUACUCUCUUCACCUCCCACCACUCGCCGACAUGGCGCCCUCACAGCUGAUACAGCUCCUGCAAUAUCUACGAGUCACCACGCUCCUUCCUCACCUCAACGCCGCUCUUUACACCACUCAGGCGCCUGAGCCUGCCCAUUCUUCUGCACCGGCGCCGGCUCUGACCCUUCCACGUGGGAUCACAGUGCGCCGUGCGCGCCGCUCCGUUACGCUCCGCAUCCCACGCAUCUCGUUUUCGCUCGUUCAGCACCAGUUUUGGUCAGCCGCGCGCCUUGCGACCAUCGUCUGGAUGCUCACUCGGAGCAUGGAUUGGUGGGAUCAGCGGCUGUGGCUGCUUGCCGGUGCGGCCUUCGGCUGGUGGUGUGUCGACGGGUACAACCAGUGGUUUGCCGAAACGCGCGAGGAGCGCGCCACUGCGCGCCGAGCUCAGCGCCGCGCCGAGGCGCAGGCCCGCCUCGCGGAUCCUGAUGCGAAUCGCGCGCGCUUGGCGGCAGUGGCGCGUGGCGAGCGUGAGGAGAACCCCCUUGACCCCGCCCUCAUGGCCGCGAAUGAUGUCGACGACGUCCCGCUAGCCGGCACGACCGUGCAGCAGCUCAACGCGGCCCUCCCGCUUCUCCACAUGGAUGUGGACGCUGCCCAGCUCCGUCUCCCCGAGACGCAGGGUGGCCGGCUGCGCCGCACGCCCGACUCCCACCCCUCUUUCCUUGUCACGCACGUCCUCCUGCCAGUGUAUCUCUGGUUCUUGACGCUCGUGCCGGCAUUAGAGGCGCGGCGCGCGCGCGAAAUCCGCGCCCGCGAGCGCACGAUGCGUGCCGUCGUCGCGGACAUGAACCCGCCGCAGGAAGGCACUGAGUCGCCGCGACCCCUCAUGCUGCCGGACGGCAUCUCGCGCGCCGCGCGCAAGUACUAUGCGCGUGUGGCGGAGCGGCCCGAAGGCAUCGACUGGGACGAGGAGCGCGAAGCGCAACGCGCUAUGGGUAUCCCGGACGAGGACGCCCAGCCCGCCAACGCUCUGUUGUAGACUCUAGAGUUGUAACGUGUAGAGAUAGGGACGUGGAUCUUUGUGCGACGCGUGCCAACGCAGUUUGUUAGAUAUGAGCGAAGAUGCAUGCGGAUGUUCUGG